AUCGGAAGUAAGUUAUCAGUUAGAUAAUGCACUCGUUCACAUUUUCGAAAAAUGUCAAUUUUUCAAAAACAUUUGUCACACAUUAUAUAAAAGGAUACAUGCAUUAUAUUCAAACAGAUGAGCAAGAGAAAGCUUAGUCUGGAGCCUGGAAAGCGAGUUUUCCUACUGUCUGGCAUUGAUAAGGAUCCAAGAAAGACUCUGUGCUCAAUGAUCAAGCUGUUGAAUGGGACUGUUUUGGUUUCUCAGGAUUUCCGUUGUGACUGUACUCAUGUCAUCGUUGGAAAGUUAUCAAGGGAAGAGAAGUUCCUUGGAGCGCUAGCCAGUGGCAAGUGGGUCGUUCAUGCAGACUACGUGUAUGACUCACAUAGGGCAGGAGAGUUCUUGGAUGAAGAGCAAUAUGAAUGGUGUUGUGACAGGAUUCUGGGCAAAUAUGAGGUGAACAAGGAGAUUGCGUUCGCUAGCAGGAGGUGGAGGAUUAUGUUGGGUGCGGCCUUCUCGGGUUGGAAGGUUGCUGUUGUGGCAGGGCGUGAACGGGCAACCAUCAUGAAAAGACUUCUUAUUGCUGGAGGUGCAGAACUGUUCAACAUUCCAAUGCCUCUGAAGAAUCCAGAAAAGAUUGCUGACAUGGUUACGUACGUGUUCGUAAGCGAGGGGCACAAAGAUGCUGUGGCCCCAUUGGUUGACUAUGGCGUCCUGUGCCUGAAGCCAGAGUAUAUUAGCGAUUUUCUAAUAAAGGACCCUGACCCGGAUAUUAUGGAGUAUGUGGUGAUAGUAGACAACACCAACACGGCUGUCCAGGACCAUACAUGUACCCCUAACCAAUCUGAAGAUGAUUUUAUGAUGGCAACACAGGCAGAUAUGGACAGAGAUGUUGGGAAUAGUAUGUUUCAUGAUGAAAAUUUAGAGGGGUCACAUCUCCUCAAGGCACUGGCAACUGAAGAAGAACCGAAUUAUUCAAAUUGCCAAAUAUCAGACUCGUUUCAAAAAGCACACACUCCAACUAUUGAUGGAAAUGAAGAUUCUCUGAAUAUCACUGGCAACAAAUCUAGAAAUCUACUAAAAAGAAAAAGAUCACCACUCCGUCAGAGUUUAGAAACAAUUGCAGUAAAGUCCUGUUUUCCAGAUUUUGAAGAAACUGCUGUGGUGGGAAAGAAAGGAAAAAGCUUGAUUAAAAAUAACAAUUCAGUGCAAAAGAAAAAUAUAUUUUCUUAUAUUUCAAGGCAGAAUUUAAUGGACGAAAUGGCCGAUAUGGAUGUAUCAGGCUCUGGUGGAAGUGAUGAUCAUGUAGGUUUAAUUGAAAAUAGUGGGGAUAGCCAUUCUUUUGAUGACAAUGUCAAUUUACAGAUUAAACCAACAGAAAGUGUUCAACAAACGGUGAAUGAUAUACACAGUGUCAUUGAAUUAGAAACUUCUGUUGACCACUUCAAAGCUUUUAAAAAUGUUGAAAGUACGGGUAGCUAUUGUGAUUUUAAUGCAUCUGAACUGGUUAGCGUUUCUGAAAACACAAGGACAAAGUGUAGUUUGUACCAUAAAAAUGUUGUAGAGGAAUCUCAAACACCAAAAAAUCAUAUGCCAAAUCAGUUUGAAGACUAUAGCGGAGGUAAAGCUGGUUACAUAUUUGAAAUCUCAAGACAAAAUACAGAAUGUUCUGAAAAUGAAUCCCCUAAUCACGUUGUAACAGAGAAUUUUAAACUUGAGUCAGUCAAGAAACAAGACAUUGAACAAGGAAAACAGGACAAUAAAGAAGGGGUACACAACUGUGGAGAAGACAAACAUAAAAUUGACAUGAACCUUUUAGGAAGCUCUAUGGAUAUUAGUACAGCUACAGACACAACAGAAGAGACUAUAAAUAGGGAAAAAGAGUCACCUUCAAGUUCACAGACACCAAAACAAUCACCAUUACAAAUCAAUAAAUCAGCAAUCAAUAAACUGAAGGAAUUGAUUGAGAAAAGUCCAAAGACACAUUCUGUAGCUAUAGAAUCUAAAACAGGUCAUAGUAGAGUCCAAAAUUGUCAUGUAAAUGUCUCAGAGGAAUCUGAUGACUGUAUAAUCAACCAAUCAGCAAUCAUAAAACUAAAGGAAUUGAUUGAAAAAAGUCCAAAGAAACAUUGUGUACAUAGUGCAUCUGAAACAGGUCAGGGAAGUUACACAAAUUGUAAUGUACAUCUCUCUAAAAAAUCCAUUAACUUCACAGUUGAGGAAGACACUGAUACAAAUAUAAAAAUCAAUGAUAAAAAGGUUAGUGCUGGAAAGAUAAACGAAAUGCCUGAAGGCAAAAAUGCUUGCAUUAUGUGGGAAAAUUAUUAUUUAGCGGUUAAUAGUGACAAGACAGAAGUAGACAGUGUUGAUAAAAAGAAGACAGAAGAAAACAGUGUUGGUAGAAAAAAAAAGAGAAGAACACAGUGUUAGUAAAAA
Dreissena polymorpha is the source of this 2415-nucleotide messenger RNA. RefSeq lists its product as uncharacterized. Gene Ontology annotation, biological process: positive regulation of double-strand break repair. The transcript has 8 exons. The coding region runs from base 118 to 2409 and encodes 763 amino acids. The record is from RefSeq and is a predicted model, not a curated record. Lineage: Eukaryota; Metazoa; Mollusca; Bivalvia; Myida; Dreissenidae.